Perognathus longimembris pacificus (Pacific pocket mouse) is the source of this 1610-nucleotide messenger RNA. RefSeq names its product chromosome 23 C16orf89 homolog (gene C23H16orf89). Gene Ontology annotation, cellular component: cytosol; membrane. The transcript has 8 exons. NCBI's taxonomy places the organism in Eukaryota, Metazoa, Chordata, Mammalia, Rodentia, Heteromyidae. The coding region runs from base 53 to 1114 and encodes 353 amino acids. The record is from RefSeq and is a predicted model, not a curated record.
GAGAGGCACCCGGGUAAGUGCCCUGUGCUCCAGCAACCUUCCAAAACAAAACAUGGCCAGGUCGGGGCUGCUGCUACUUCUCUUGCUCCUGGCCCUGCCACUGCGGCCAUUCACCCUGCCACAGCCGGACACCUCUCAGGGCAAGGCUGCCAUGGCAGGUCUGAUCCUGUCUGCGCUGGAGAGAGCCACCUUGUUCCUGCAGAAGAGGCUGCCCGGGGUCAACCUGGAUGCAGUAGUAGGAUUCCAGGUGCUGGAAGAGCAGCUCCGAGGCGUCCAGGACACGUGGGCGGCUGACCCCCUGCUGCGGCCACUCAGCCUGCGAGCCGGGCAGCUGGCCGCCAAGCUGACCCCCCUCCUCGGCAAGGCCAUCGUCUACCUCAAGCAGAGUGACCCCACUUACCUAAGAGAGUUCCAGCCAAGCAUCCAGCCUGGGUUUUGGAAGCUGCCUCAUGCGUGGACCCGCACCAACGCCUCCCUGGUCUACACCUGGCUCGAUCCCCAUGACUCAUUCUCUGAGGACAGCAGUGACUUGUGUCUGGUGCAGCUCCUGGGAACCGGGUCAGACCAGAGCAAGCCCUGCGUGCUCUCAGACUUUUGCAGGGCCCUCAUGACCAAAGCCGGCCGCUCAGGCUACAGCCUAUCCCACCAGCUGCUCUUCUUCCUCUGGGCCCGAAUGAAAGGCUGUGUGAAGAGUCUGUUCCGCCACAGCCAGCUCUACAUCAGCAUCUUCUGUGCCAACAUGAUGGUCCUGAACCAGAGAGCCGAGGCUACCGGCUAUGCCUACCCCACCCAGGACCUCUUUAUGGAGAACAUCAUGUUCUGUGGCAUCGCUGGCUUCUCUGACUUCUUCAAGCUCCGGUGGCUGGAGGCCAUCCUCAGCUGGCAGCGGCAGCAGGAAGGCUGCUUCGGGAAGCCUGAUACUAAGGAUGAAACCCCACGGCACGCUCUGAGAAGAGUGAGGAGGCGGGAAAAGCUAUUCACAGAUGGCUGCUCUUGUCACAACACAGCCACGGCCGUGGGGGCACUGGGUGGGUUCCUGUUCUUCCUGGCAUCACACCCACUGGCAAAUGAAGGGCCUCAUCCAGCGACACCCUCACCACCCAGCCAUGGCUGAGCCCGUUCAAGCCCGGGGUCCCGCAUCUAAGAGGGAGCAGGCCGCACCCCACCCCCAACCAUGUCCACUUUCUGGGCUGCUUUGGAACUCGGACUGAGCAGGGCUGGGAGUUCCAGUGCAGUGGGAGGGCUGGGUGUGGGCAGGUGAAUACAUUAUCACAGCGAAAUCCAUCGAGAGCAGAGUCUUUUUUUCUUUUUUUUUUUCUGAAUCAGGAUUUCCCAAUCCUGUUUCAAGAAGAGGAAGGAAGGGAGGGAAGGAGGAAGGGAAAGAAGGUCCCUUUCUUCUACUCCUAGUAAUGUCGUGUGAGGAAAUGGGGAAUUACAGGACAAAUUUAAGUCCUCUAAAAUUGCAGAUUACAGCACAGGUAAUAAGUCCCCCUAGAGACAAUAAUCCCUGAUCUCUACCAUGUGUGACUUUUCCCUCUGCACCCCACCAGAGAAGCUGCUCAGGGGUGCCCUUCUCCUCCCCCUUUCUCUUUCCUCCCCACGAGCCCUGA